This is a messenger RNA of Girardinichthys multiradiatus, 2671 nucleotides long. Its product is annotated as tetraspanin-5. The transcript has 10 exons. The record is from RefSeq and is a predicted model, not a curated record. NCBI's taxonomy places the organism in Eukaryota, Metazoa, Chordata, Actinopteri, Cyprinodontiformes, Goodeidae. Bases 351 to 1169 code for a protein of 272 amino acids. Gene Ontology annotation, cellular component: membrane. Gene Ontology annotation, biological process: protein localization to plasma membrane; regulation of vascular endothelial growth factor signaling pathway; protein maturation.
AUGACAACAGCCAUGUCUUUGGUCUGAACUAGACUACGGGUCAGCUGGAGGACCAGCAGCUCCAACCAGGCUCUCACAGUGGAUUCCUCUCAAGCUGACCUCGUUGUGUAUCCUGACCGGGUUAAAGCUGGUGUGUUUGGACUGACCGCCCGUCCUCCGCAGCUUCAUCUGCGCCUUUUCUCCGCGGAGACGCAGAAUGAUGCUUCCAACGAGCCGCUGAAAUUUGGAGCCAUUAAAAACAUUAAAGGGUGUCUCCACCGAAGCCACCAGGUUGUUGUCAAACAUCAGAGAAGCGUCGAUGCGAACCCUCCCAGGGGUGCGGACGUGUCUCUGAAACCGAAUCCGUCCAGAUGAUGUCAGGGAAACAUUUCAAGGCUCAUGAAGUGAGCUGCUGCAUCAAGUAUUUCAUUUUCGGAUUCAACAUCAUAUUCUGGUUCCUAGGAAUAGCCUUCCUUGGCAUUGGCUUGUGGGCUUGGAGUGAAAAGGGCGUUCUCUCCAACAUCUCAUCCAUCACUGACCUGGGCGGUUUUGACCCAGUGUGGCUCUUUCUUGUGGUCGGGGGAGUGAUGUUCAUCCUAGGUUUUGCUGGCUGCAUUGGAGCACUCCGGGAGAACUCGUUUCUUCUUAAGUUUUUCUCUGUGUUUCUGGGUAUCAUCUUCUUUCUGGAGCUGACUGCGGGAGUCUUGGCCUUUGUCUUCAAAGACUGGAUAAAGAACCAGCUCAACUUUUUCAUUAAUAACAACAUCCGAGCUUACAGAGAUGACAUUGAUCUUCAGAACCUGAUUGACUUCACACAGGAAUAUUGGGAGUGCUGUGGAGCGUUUGGAGCUGAUGACUGGAAUUUGAACAUUUACUUUAACUGCACCGAUUCCAACCCGAGUCGUGAGAAAUGUGGAGUGCCCUUUUCCUGUUGCACUAAAGAUCCAGCUGAGGACGUCAUUAACACUCAGUGUGGAUAUGAUAUCCGUGCAAAAACGGACUCUGAGCAGAGAAACUUUAUUUACAUCAAAGGCUGCGUCCCACAGUUUGAGAAGUGGCUUCAAGACAACCUGACCGUGGUGGCGGGCAUUUUUAUUGGAAUUGCAUUACUACAGAUAUUUGGGAUCUGUUUGGCACAGAAUCUUGUGAGCGACAUUGAAGCAGUGAGAGAGAGCUGUUUGUUCACCUAAGACCUCCACACAAUGGCAGGAAGGAUGCAUCAUGGACUGAGGUUUGGAUACCAGCAGCCAUGGGAUAAACAUGCUUCAUCCAAGAUUCCACCUUGUAGAACCCCAGUCCUAUGUAAAUAGUAAAUUAAGAACUUAUACGAGUUGUUUUGAAUCAAAUGCAACUUCUGAAAUCUAUUUGAAGCUCUGAAACAGAGCAAAUCAUCCCCAUACAAGCAGCACUAAAGGUAAAAAGACUGCAUGGAGGAGCUGAAGAUGGGGAUGAUUCGUGCACACAGGAAUUAAAAGGAGAUUUUAAAGGAGUUUUCACAGCUGCAGCUUCUAAUAGCUGCAUGGAAGGAUUCUGUCUGAAGAUUAAAGAAGUUCCUGAAAUGCACUGCAUGCCGUUUCCCUUCUUAUGGGACACUGGCUUGCCUAAAAGUAUUUGAUUUAGUAUUUGUGUGUAUUGAAUCAUUUCAGUAGUCAGCACUUUGCUCAGUGUUUAAUGGACCCUGCUCUAAACUACAGAAACUUUAGUGAAUAGUUUUCUGUGGGGUGACAGCAUCGUGCCAUGGAUUUGUAAAGUUUAAAAAGCUCAUCAGUGACAAGAAAGGGUCCAAAAACACUGAUGUGGUAUGUAUUCCAAAUUCAGCUUGAAGCACUUUAAUCAUCAUGAAACACAGAUGAAUUUCAUUUCAGCUUUUUCAUUUUGUUCAUCUUGUUUUAAUUGUGAGGGAACAACUGGAGAGAAUUGCACAAUCGUGUUCGUAAGUUUUAUUUUCCUUUAAUUUGAAUACUAAUGUUUCCUUUGGUGAAAUCAAGCCAGUUACGACAGAAGUUUUGGCGUACGAUGAUCCUUGGAUAUUGCCUAAUUCCACAUUCAACCGUUUGUUUUAAAGCAAUUUCUCAAGUGCCAUAAUUAGCUGCAUGCUGAUUCCCCUCGGUGUCACUUAACAGCAUGUGGAUACGAUUUACAGCCAACUUGACGUGCAGCGCAGGAAACGUUCUCAAAGCUCUCCAGCUUUUCCACCAGCAGCUUUGGUUAAUGAGAGAAUUGAAAUCAGACGGCACCAGGAAACAGUAUAUUAUUAUUUUCAAUAAAAGCUUCUAAUGAUUGUCUGUGUUUGCUAGUCACACUAUUUCUCACCACCUAGUGCCACAUUUGCGAUUCCUACAUACAUUCUAUGCUAAUCGUUUUUGUUUCCUUGUAGAUGUUGACAGUCUUCUUGAGAAAAAGUAAAUACUCCCUCGCGCAUCUCCAAGAUGUUGACAGAUGGGACAGAAAUAGACACAAAGUGUCAUAAAAUUAGCAAGAUACUUAGUUUUGUCCGCAGCAAUUCUGCAUUUUGAUUUAGAUCCCAAUAUAAAAUGUUGUGUCUUUUUAAUCAUAAUAAUUAAUACCCUUCAAGGGCUAGAUGAUUUCUUACAUAAAUGUGAUUUGAAAGAGGGUGUAUUUUCUUUUUACAGAGACUACAUUGUAAAAGAUCUAAAUAUAUACACAAAUCUGAAUAAAUGCCUCCUUGUAA